AGAAAAUGAACCAGGACAUUGAUAAUAUCGAUGAGAGUCACAGAGAUGUUUCUUCUAAGCAGACAUCCUUGAGUAUCCAUCAGCAGUUCAAAAAGAACUUAUCAAGCUUAGAGAAUAAGUCUGAGAAAUCAGGUGAAGCUUCAUCCUUUCUUCAAAGCCUGCGAAAUGAACCUUUAAGAAAAAUUGAAAGCUGUAUUCCUAAUGAUAGUAAUAUAACUGAGAAUGCUUGAUUACCUCCCAUUAUACCUAAGUUGAGGUACAAAGACCAUCAGGGAUUCCCUACGAUAGGACGAGUUAAUAUGUCCACCAAAAGGCAUCAAAGCCCUUACUCUAGUAUGCAUAAGAAUAAGAUCACCCUCGAAAACAAUCUCAGAGGGAAGAUAAACUCUGGAGAGGCAAAUAUUGAUCAAAAGGCUGAUACAGAAACUCAAGAGAAAACAAAGAAUAGAAACCAUUCCUACUCAGUUGAUGCAACCUGAUUCAAGAAGAACCUUUCCCUCCGAAGGACGGAGAGGAAUAAAGAACCUCUGAUAGUUAACGAGGAUAUCUCUCUUGAUGGAACCCCUAAAAGAAAAAGAAGAAUAAAUAAAGCGCAGCAAACUAAACGAAAACAAAUAGUCAAUAUGUCUCUAAUAAAUCCUGUAACCAAUAGGCUACCAGAAGAAACAGAUAUGGAUAGAUACAAAGAGGUUAGAAACUCUGUAGAAAAAUAUAUAAAGAAGUUUUCUCAUCUUAUCCCAAACCUUAAGAAGAAAUAAAUAUGAACUCCUCACUGAUAUUCUUGGUAAAGAUAAAUACGAAGAAAUCAAAUCCAAGUUAAAGAGCAAAAAUCCUGCCAAAGAGGCCAAAAGCAGAGAUCGCAUGCAAAGACCUCUAGGUUCUCUAAAGAUAAAUAAAACUACUGAUGGUUCACCUAAAAACAAUAUUAAGCGUCAAAAGAAAGCAGAAUUAUUGCUUGAUUCUUCUGCCAAAUCAAAAAUGCCAAAACAAAAGCCAGAGAGUAAAGAGGAACUAGUCACCUAUAAAGGAGCUAUUACUGAUAAAUACAUCAACUUAGGAGGUCUAGGGUUUAACAAAGACAAGUCAUGGGAUGUUGCCCAUGAAAGACGCAGAAAUAUGCUCAAUUUCUCUCAUAAAGUAAAUGAGUCUCAACUGAAUAAGGGCAAUUCUUCAAGCUUAAUACGUCAAAAGUCUUUGAAGGAGAGAAACGAAGUUUUGAAGACUCUUAGACAAAGAAGAAAUAAAGCCUUGGACUAUGCUAAACAUAUCAAAAAGCCAAAUCCUCCAACCAACCCUAUCUCCCAACCAGAGCAACGCUUUAUCAAAUACGACAACAAAGAAUACCUCCUUGAGAACCAGAAAAUAAAAAUGCUCUUCUUCUAA
Messenger RNA from Moneuplotes crassus, 1383 nucleotides. The record is from the annotation of a GenBank genome assembly. NCBI's taxonomy places the organism in Eukaryota, Ciliophora, Spirotrichea, Euplotida, Euplotidae.